Molecule: messenger RNA, 938 nt
Organism: Grus americana (Whooping crane)
Lineage: Eukaryota; Metazoa; Chordata; Aves; Gruiformes; Gruidae
Gene: CALM3
Product: calmodulin 3
Exons: 6
Coding region: 59-508 (149 amino acids)
Molecular function (GO): calcium ion binding
Source: RefSeq, a predicted model, not a curated record
CAGCGGAGGGAUCCGUGGUGCUGCGGUCGCAGGAGCCUCCCGCCGUCACCGGAGCGCCAUGGCUGACCAGCUCACCGAGGAGCAGAUCGCAGAGUUCAAGGAGGCGUUCUCGCUCUUCGACAAGGACGGGGACGGCACCAUCACCACCAAGGAGCUGGGCACCGUCAUGCGCUCGCUCGGCCAGAACCCCACCGAGGCCGAGCUCCAGGACAUGAUCAACGAGGUGGACGCCGACGGUAACGGCACCAUCGACUUCCCCGAGUUCCUCACCAUGAUGGCGAGGAAGAUGAAGGACACGGACAGUGAGGAGGAGAUCCGCGAGGCUUUCCGCGUCUUCGACAAGGACGGGAACGGGUACAUCAGCGCGGCGGAGCUGCGGCACGUGAUGACCAACCUGGGGGAGAAGCUGACGGACGAAGAGGUGGACGAGAUGAUCCGAGAGGCCGACAUCGACGGCGACGGGCAGGUCAACUACGAGGAGUUCGUGCAGAUGAUGACGGCGAAGUGAGGGGGCACGAGGCCACUGGGACACCCCCCGCCCCGCUGCCACCGCCUGUCCCUGCCACUGAGAGGUCCCUGGGUCCCCCCCUGCACCCCAAAACCACCAUUCGGGGGCACCCAUGGGGGGGUCUGGGAGGGGGGGGGGGCGGUACGGAUGCCACCAGGAUGGAGGGACCCCAAAUCCUCCAUAGGGGCAUUGGGGGGGGGGUAUAGGGGGACCCCAUUUCCCUAUAGGGGGUUUGGGGGGGUCCAGAGCAGAUUCAGGGUCCCCCUCCCCAGGACACAGAGAGACACCACCCCCCCCUCCCCCCAGAACAUUUUGGGGCAUUUCAGUGGGAUUUGGGGGCUCAGGAGGGUUGGGGAUCCCUUGGAGGGGGAGGGACUGGGACCAGGCCCUGGUUUUGGGGUGUUUUGGGGCAUUUUGGGGCAAUUUGAGG